GAAAUCAUGGUUAUACCUCGUUUAUCUGAACGCUUAACAUGUAUGAUCUUCAGACGUCGAUUCGAGAUUGAAGCAGAAGAAUUACUUCCAGAUAUUAGUAUACUACGUGAUGCUCAUAUGGAAUUAAAAAAUUCAGAAAAAUUUAAGAAAUUACUCAAGACUGUAUUAGCUAUUGGUAAUUAUUUAAACGGGUCCAGUUUUCGAGGGAAUGCUUAUGGUUUCCAAUUAAACGCACUUUUGAAUAUGGGAGACACAAAAGCAGCCGAAAACAAUACUAAAGGGGCUGCGACUUUACUUCAUUAUUUGGCUGUUACACUUGAAGAGAAUCAAAAAGAAUUGGUCAACUUUAUGGAUGAAUUACCACAUCUGGAACCAGCUGCCAGAGUAUCAGUUGUAACUGUUAUGGCUUCAGUUAAUAACUGGGCGACUGGGGUUUCACAUAUUAGAGAAGAAAUACAUGCACUUGAUAAAAUCAAAAUAUUACCAAACAAUGAUCGAUUUGUUGAAGAAUUUGUGGAAUUCAUCGAACCAACAGUUACAAAAAUACGAGACAUGGCAAAAAAAUUGGAUAAUGAAUUAAAACAGCUAUUACUUUAUUAUGGUGAAGAUCCGUCGUCCACUAAACCCGAAGAUUUCUUCAAACUUAUUGUAUCUUUUGCUUCAUAUUUUGCUAAAGCGAGAAAAGAAAACGAAGAAUUACAGAAAAAAGCUGAAAAAGAAAGAGAAAGGGAGAGAAAUCGAUUGGUUAACCGACGUCCAUCAGAUACUUCGAGUGUUAGCAGCUCUAUUGCUGGAAAAGGUGAGUUUGAUGAUGCUAUUCGAGAAUUAAGAUCAGGUCUUCGAAGAGGUCGUGGUCGACCUGUCUCGAAAGUAUUUAUGGAUGCACAAGCAGAAGAACCAUCAACAGAAAAUUUCUGA
Ambispora gerdemannii is the source of this 918-nucleotide messenger RNA. The record is from the annotation of a GenBank genome assembly. Lineage: Eukaryota; Fungi; Glomeromycota; Glomeromycetes; Archaeosporales; Ambisporaceae.